GAUAUAUCACUAUGGGAAACCCUAAGUAGAAGGUUGUUCCGCGGUAAAGGUUAUAACUACAAAGUUCUCUUAUUAACAACUACAGAUCUUAUUUUAGUUAACAAAAUGCAGAGCCCGAGUAGAGUCGCCCACAAAGCCGUUAUUCUAGCGUGCUUCAGCCUUUUGUGUUUAACAAAAGGAGUGAACACGUUUGUAAACGGUAAUGGGCUGAGCAACUACACGUUUCCAGACGAUUUUAUGUUUGGAGUCGCGACGGCUGCAUAUCAAAUAGAAGGUGCUUGGAACGAAGAUGGCAAAGGAGAAAGUAUGUGGGAUACCUACUUACACAAGCAUCCACAUUACACGGCAGACCAAUCCAAUGGAGACGUGGCCGCUGAUUCUUAUCACAAAUACAAACAAGAUAUAAUAAUGGUACAGAGUCUUGGCGUCAAAUAUUACAGAGUAUCAUUGUCAUGGCCAAGAUUGUUGCCUCACGGAACGGACAACUACAUAAAUAAAGCGGGUGUCAAGUACUAUCGCAAGCUAUUCGAAGGGUUGUUGAAAGCAAAAAUAACUCCUGUUGUCACACUUUUUCACUGGGAUUUACCUAUAACUCUGAUGGAUUUAGGCGGAUGGACUAAUCCGAAAAUGGUGGAUUAUUUUGAAGAUUAUGCGAAAGUUGCCUUUAUGUUGUUUGGAGAUUUAGUCAAAAUAUGGACAACUAUGAACGAACUACAUCAGCAUUGCUUAAAUGGCUAUGGCAGCAACUAUUUCGUGCCCGUAUUAGAAUCGCACGGAAUUGGUGAAUAUUUAUGUGCACAUUACAUGCUGUUGGGACACGCGCGAGCUUAUCAUUUGUAUGAUAAAGAGUUUCGACCGAAACAAAAAGGUAAAAUAGGUAUAACCUUAGAUGCGUUUUGGGCGGAACCUAAGGACAGUAACAAAAAAGAGGACCACGAGGCCGCUGAACGGUAUCUGCAAAUGCAUUUAGGGUUAUACGCCCAUCCGAUAUAUUCUACGGAGGGAGAUUAUCCGCCAAUGAUUCGUGAAAGGAUAGAUAAUAUGAGUCAACACCAAGGUUACCCAAGAUCGCGUUUGCCAAAUUUCACUCCAGAAGAAGUCGAGAUGGUACGUGGUUCAUCAGAUUUCUUCGGUCUCAAUCAUUACACAUCGUACUUAAUGUCCCCUUCAACUAUGGAACCCACUUGGAAAGUACCUUCAACAGAUCAUGACACGGGUGUGAAAAUAGAGCAAAAUCCGAAUUGGCCCAUUCCAGGAGCAGAGUGGUUAUCGGUCUAUCCUCCUGGUUUUCGAAAACUCUUAAACUGGAUCACGAAGAGCUACGGAACAAAAAUACCAAUAAUAGUAACUGAAAAUGGUGUAUCAGACUUCGGUGGUUUGACAGAUUUUGUGCGGGUGUCGUAUUAUAAUAAAUAUCUAUAUCAGCUACUAUUAGCAAUGCAUGAAGAUGGGUGCAACGUUGCGGGCUACUUUGCAUGGACACUAAUGGACGACUUUGAAUGGACGGAUGGAUACAAAGUCAAGUUUGGUCUCUUCCAUGUGGAUUUCGAAAGUCCAGACAAGACCAGAACGCCGAAAUUAUCUGCUCUAAAUUAUCAUGAAAUUGUUCGCACACGAAGAGUUAAUUUCAACUUCAUUAAAAUACCUUCAUAUAAAUACAAUGAUUUAUAAGUUUAUUAUCAGUACAUAGAUUAAAGAAAUAAAUCUCGAAGGAUUUGGAACUGAGAAUCUUCCUUCCAUUUCGCUGCAGACUGGCGAAAAAAUUCUUCGAUUUUUUCGGAGACAUAAUCUAGAUUUCCUCACGAUGAUUUCCUUAUUGAAAAGGGGAAAAGUUGAAUUGUAAGCUCAAACUAUUGAUAAGAAAGUUAUUGAACUCACGACUUACGAUCAGAAUCCUCGAAUACUAACGACUGAGAUUAUUUGAAAUCUAUGUAGAUUAAUUAAAUGUGUAAAUAAUUUAUUUUAUAUUAAUAAGCGUGUGAUAAAAUAAAAAUUGUUUGAUGUUA
Molecule: messenger RNA, 2006 nt
Organism: Vanessa tameamea
Lineage: Eukaryota; Metazoa; Arthropoda; Insecta; Lepidoptera; Nymphalidae
Product: myrosinase 1-like
Exons: 10
Coding region: 106-1671 (521 amino acids)
Biological process (GO): carbohydrate metabolic process
Molecular function (GO): beta-glucosidase activity
Source: RefSeq, a predicted model, not a curated record